Messenger RNA from Lipotes vexillifer (Yangtze River dolphin), 944 nucleotides. It is a transcript of the gene CCL28, whose product is annotated as C-C motif chemokine ligand 28. The coding region runs from base 34 to 417 and encodes 127 amino acids. The record is from RefSeq and is a predicted model, not a curated record. Gene Ontology annotation, molecular function: chemokine activity. The transcript is spliced from 3 exons. NCBI's taxonomy places the organism in Eukaryota, Metazoa, Chordata, Mammalia, Artiodactyla, Lipotidae. Gene Ontology annotation, cellular component: extracellular region. Gene Ontology annotation, biological process: immune response.
UGCGGUGCUGUCGAGCUGCUGGGGCAGGCAGGGAUGCAGCAGACAAGACUCGCUCUCGUGGCCUUGGCUGCCUGGGUGGCUCUUCAGCCCUCGGAAGCCAUACUUCCCAUUGCCUCCAGCUGCUGCACUGAGGUUUCACAUCAUAUUUCCAGAAGGCUUCUGGAAAGAGUGACUACAUGUAGCAUUCAGAGAGCUGACGGGGAUUGUGACUUGGCUGCUGUCAUCCUUCACGUCAAGCGCAGAAGACUCUGUGUCAGCUUGCACAAUCACGUUAUUAAGCAGUGGAUGAAAGAACAGGCAGCCAAGAAAGAUGCUAAAGGCAACAUUUGCCAUAAGAAGAAACACCACAGCAGGAGGAACAAUAAAGGGGCACAUCAAGGGAGGCAUCAAACACAUGGCCAUAAAACUCCUUAUUAGAGAGAGUACAGAUGAAGCUACACAGAUGAGUCCUGAGUGAACUUGGCCACGUCUGGCUAUAAAUAUAUCAUGUGAAUGUUCCAACAGGGAACAGGGCAAAGCAAAAGAUAUUUUUUUAAAGGAACAAUUAUACAGACGCAAAUGUAGCCAAUAAUAUACUCAACUGAAAAAUGAAGAGAGAAUCCUUAUCUUCACAUAAUAUUUUAAGCGCAGCAUACAAAUUGAAUUUCUCCAACCUUUUUAUUAUGAUGUUUUCCAAACCUACAGAGAAGUGGAAAGAAUGGUACCGCGAACAUCUGUAUGCCUUUACCUAGAUUAAUCCUUGGUAAUAUUCUGUCACAUUUGUUUUGUUCUCUCUCCUCUCUCCUCGUACAUGCAUAUAUAAAACAUUAUAUACAUAAAGAUAUAAUUUUUUUGGCUGAACCGUUAACCAUUUGAAAAUAAGUUACAAACAUCAUGACACUUCAUUCCUAAACUUUUUUUAGUGUUACAACUUGGCAUCCCUCAAGAAUAAAGACAUUCUCUAU